AUGGCCAGUGAAAUCGAAAGAGAUGCAGCUAAAAGUGCCAGACCAAGUGUUAGUGGUACUACCACUAACAUAAAGACAGCUGGAGGGACUGAGGCAGAGACUACUGAUGUUUGGUCAGUUAAAAUGUUGGUGGCUGCCGUCGGUUGGAGUACAAUUUCCACGACUAGAGGCUUAGUAGCUUUUUUCCUUGAGAACCAAGACAAGGUUAUAGAUACAUUUCGACAGGCUCUUAAAGUUUAUGGUAAUGUUACAGAUGUCACAAUUGGGUCACUUAUCAUUCACUUAGAUUGUGGAUCACAGGAGAAAUAUUCAAAGUUUCAACAAGACUUUGAGGAUGGAAAAGUUAAGGAAGCAUUGGAAAAUGAGUUGAGGAAAAUUGGCUGCGAUGCCAAACUGGAAGUAACUCUCAUGAAGGAAAUUUCCAAUGUGGCUGGGACUGAAAUGAGCAAAGAAACUGUGAAUUCCAAUCCUGAAGUUGUGUCCCACGGAGAAGAAGAAGCAGAAAAAGAGAGGGAUCAGGAAGCCGACAAUUCGGAUGUCGAAGAUGGUUCUCCUCCAAAGAGACGACGGCCGCCAUCUUCUUCCGGUUCAGACCCUAAAAGAAACAAAGUGACAGCAGAAGCAAGUGACCUAGGUGCAAAGGAACCUGCAGUUGUUGGGAUGACAUUAGCAGGGAGCUCGGGUAUAGAGCAACCAGAAGAUAUCAUUACCAUGGACAACAGAGGAAACCUGAGCACGAGAGAACCUCCGGAACUUAGAGAGACAUUGAAAGUGCUUGAAAUGAAGGAUCUUCCCCCAAAGACAACGCCUCGGAAAGAUAUCGAAGAAAAAUUCUUGCCAGUUGAUUUUCUGCUGUUAACAGCAAAGGAAUGUGAACACCUAAGCUGCCUCUCCUUUCUCGACGACAUUAAGAUGGGUGAUGACGACAAGCUCGGCCCUGUGUAUUUUGGGUUUAAUAGCUCAAAAUCCAAAAUUGCCGUGAUUAAGUGCGCCAUGGGCGCCGCCGGCCCUGGAGGCUCCAUAGUUGUAGUCCAAGAUGCAGUUCCAAUCCUAAGACCCAAAGCGGUCAUCUGUGUGGGUUACUGUGCUAGCUUGGACGAGAAGAAAGCUAAGCUUGGUGAUGUCAUUGUAUCUGCCAAGUUGAUAACCUACGCUUUAACCAAGGCGAGGAAGAACAAGAUCGAACACCGCGGCUAUGUUGUUCCUCCAAAUACGAAAAUGGCUAAACGCAUCCCGGUUGUCGGGGCAGGUUGGGUAGCACCUCUAAAAAACCCAGAAGACCUAAAAGUGACAGUACGCAAUGAUGGCGUGCUACUCAGUGGCCCUACUGUGCUUGCUAAAUCAGAACUUAGAAGGGAAUUAAAGAACCAAUUUCUCCAGGGAACUGCCAUCGAGAUGGAGGGCGAAGGUCUUUACGCUGCCGCUCAUAACCAUGGAAUUGAAUGGUUAGUUAUCAAAGGAGUUUCAGACUUCGGCGAUGAUAAUAAAUCUGGAAAUGAUUCUUGGAGGCCAUUCGCAAGUGUGAUGGCAGCUUCACUUGUUGCGCAUAUGCUAAAUGACAGUAUUGCGUUCGCGAAUUGGUGUCACUAUGGAGACAAUUCGGAUGUUGAAGAUGGUUCUCUUCGAAAGAGACGACGGUCGUCAUCUUCUCCCAGUUCAGACCCUAAAAGAAACAAAGGGACAGCAGGAGAAUCUUACGCAGAGGCUGCACAGCCCGGACCUUCAAAUCAAGGGGAACCGCGAUCCAUACGACCUGUUGAUAAAGCGCCGACUACUUAUAAAGUUUUUCAAUAUUCAGUCAAGAAUGGCACGCCCAGUGACAAAGAAUUAUAUGCAAUUUCGAAAAACAUCGCUGAGGGCUGGAAGCCACUUGGAAGAAAUUUAAAUAUUGCGGAAGCAGAGCUGGUCAAAUUUCACAAAAAUCAUGAAGAAUACACCGAAAAGCCAUAUCAAAUGUUGCUUUAUUGGAAAAGAAGAGAGGGUGAAAAGCAACCUACAAAAGCAACCUACCUUGUCUUACAUGACGCCCUAUGUCAUCCCUUUGUAGCCCGUAAGGAUCUGGCGGAAAAAAUUUGCUGUCAAUUACAGAAUUAAAUGACUUUUAGUUCUUAAUUCGAAUAUAUUUUUUGCUAUAAGGACAAAAGGAUUGACAGUUGUCAACAAUUAGUCCAUUAGCUUUAAUAUUGAGUUACUCUUUCAAAAGUAAUGGUAUUUAUGCACCAGUUUUUCCCAUCUUAUUUUUAAGGAUUUAUGCCAAAUGGAUCAUGACAUGGAAUCUCAUGUUUAGAUUUCUUGGUUAAACGUUGUUUUUACUUUCGUUGCAUUAUAAGUCGUGUUUACUGUAUCAAUUAUUCCUAUUUUUACACUUCUGUCUAGGGUAAAUGAUGGAGAUUGUUCACAAAUAUAUAGGCCUCAUGAGGACACAUUAAACUUACAAUAAAAGUUAUCAACUCGUUCA
Molecule: messenger RNA, 2458 nt
Organism: Pocillopora verrucosa
Lineage: Eukaryota; Metazoa; Cnidaria; Anthozoa; Scleractinia; Pocilloporidae
Source: RefSeq, a predicted model, not a curated record